This is a messenger RNA of Nomascus leucogenys (northern white-cheeked gibbon), 4246 nucleotides long. RefSeq lists its product as uncharacterized. Lineage: Eukaryota; Metazoa; Chordata; Mammalia; Primates; Hylobatidae. Gene Ontology annotation, molecular function: DNA-binding transcription activator activity, RNA polymerase II-specific; RNA polymerase II cis-regulatory region sequence-specific DNA binding. The record is from RefSeq and is a predicted model, not a curated record. Gene Ontology annotation, biological process: regulation of transcription by RNA polymerase II. Gene Ontology annotation, cellular component: nucleus.
CAAAGGGAUGGGCUCUGGCUAGUUAUCUGCAGCAGGAACAUGUCCUUAAGGCACAGAUGGCCUAUGCCAUUGUUUGUGGUUCAGGAACGCCUUAAGCAGUUUUCCACUCUGGGUGGGCCGGGUGUUCCUUGCCCUCAUUCCGGUAAACCAACAACCUUCAGCAUGUGCAUCAUAGCCAUCACGAGCAUGUCACAGUGCUGCAGAGAUUUUGUUUAUGGCCAGAUUUGGGGGCCUGUUCCCAACACCUUGGCCUCCCAAAGUACUGGAAUUACAGGUGUGAGCCACCACACCUGGCCUUCUAAUGUAUGUCUUAGUCAUCUUGUGUUGUCCUAGGUGGUUGCACACUUUUUGUGUAUUUUGCAACAUUUUAAAGUAGUUCCUGCCCAGUUUGACUCUAACUGGAUUCCAUUGUAGAUGAAAUAGAAAAGAGAGCCUUGUUUCAGACCUUUGGUUAGUCCCCAGACUGAUUCGAAAAUACAAAGGCAAUAAUUUGGAAACAAAAUGUGAUCCGUACUCUCUGUAGUGAUCAGAGUUCUACACUGAGAACUCUGCUGUCUUCAAGACUGGCAAUGAGAUGGGCAGAGAUGGACCAAAGAAAAAACCAUACAAGGCUUUUCUAUCAUUUUUCACUUUCCUAUGUAUAUAUCUUUUUCUCUCUGUUAAUAAUAUGGGAUGUGAAAAAUUGCAGUUUUAAAUCUUCUGUUUGUUUUUGUAAAGCUGUCUACUUUCUUGAUGAGAAGGUUUUUUUAAAGCGUCUUUAGACAUUUAUGACUUCUAUAAAAAUUGGUUUAUGUAAUGUUAUUGAUUAUUAAAUGUCUGCUGUUGAGAUUUAUGGAAUAUAAUCGAUAUUCAUGAAAGUGGACACUGAAUUCUAAGAACAUUUGCAGUCUGUCCCCUUCUUUUCUUUCUCCUUUGACAUUACCCAAUAAAAAGUUACAAUUUUUUCUAUUUAGUUGGUAAAAUCUCUUUUAUUAGUCUUUUGUCAUACUUAACUACAUUUGAUCUACAGGGAACCAGUCACCAAAAUAUUCCCUCUGUGUAAUCACAUAGAAUAGGCUAAAUCUCCCAAGUAAGAAAUUGAAAAAACAAAACAACAACAACAACGAAAAACAUGAAAUAUCAUCUACCAGAGUUGCUCAUUAGGGACCCCGUGCCUAGAGUGUUUCUUUGUGUCCGUCUUAGUCUAUAAGACUGUUUUUUUGUUACUUAUAACAGGAUACCAGAACUGGGGUAAUCUAUAAGAAAUGAUAUUUAUUUUUUGCAGUUCUGGAAGCUGGGAAGAUCAAGUAAGGUCAAAGUGGACAUCUGGUGGGAACCUUCUUGCUGAUGGGGACUCUGUAGAGUCCCUGGGUGGCACAGGGCAUUACAUGAUGAGGGGGCUGUCUAGCUGAAGUAUCUUCCUCUUCUCAUAAGGACACCAGAACCUCAUCUGUGAUAACCCAUUUAUUAAUUAAGCCUUUCAUACAUGAGUGGAUUAAUCCAUCCAUGUGUUCCAAACCCUCAAGACCCACUCACCUCUUAAACCACUACCUUUCAUUACUUCCACAUUGGAGAUUCAGUUUCAGCAUGCAUUUUGGAGGGGAAGACAUUCAAACCUAGCAGUGGCUGAUUGGGUAUGCUUCCUCUGCUGAGGAUAUAAUACAAUUCCAAACUCUCAGAGGGAAGUUAGGAGUUAGGCAAAUACCAUAAUUUUUACACAAACAGUAUAGGCACACUCCACCCCCGUUAUUAGUUAUGCUCACGGGGCCCUCCCCUAAAUACAUUGUCUAGACACCACGAAAGGUUCAACAUUGUGAACAAGCAGUUGUAAGGAUAUGCCAUCUCAGGACUGCUAAUUGUAACUCUCUUUUGCACAGUAGGUGGUAGGACUUUGUCAUGACAAGUACUACAGACCCACUGUAGAAAGACAUUAGGAGUAAUCCAGGCAAUAAGAUUCACUUGCAUAAUUCACCAAUAAGAGAUAUGUUCCUACUCAACUGUUAUUUUAGCAAGCCCAAUUCCAGCAUCAGAAUUCCAGCAUCAGACAGUGAGUGUAGACACAGAAUAAGAGUGGAUUUACCAUGUCAUUGAAUAAAUGCUUGGAAACCACAGCAUCAUGGGAAGUUUAUGAAGGUGAGUAUGGGUUCUCAGUACUGUGAGUUUCAACCUUCCUUUUCUGGACAUAUGGGAUGUUUCAGGACUCAGUGGCUUUUGAGGAUGUGGCUGUGAACUUCACCCAUGAGGAGUGGGCUUUGCUGGGUCCAUCACAGAAGAAUCUCUACAGAGAUGUGAUGCAAGAAACCAUUAGGAACCUGAACUGUAUAGGAAUGAAAUGGGAAACCCAGAACAUUGAUGAUCAGUACCAAAAUCUCAGGAGAAAUCCAAGAUGUGAUAUGGUAGAGAGAUUUGGUAAAAGUAAAGAUGGUAGUCAGUGUGGAGAAACCUUAAGCCAGAUUCGAAAUAGUAUUGUAAACAAGAACACUCCCGCCAGAGUAGAUGCAUGUGGAAGCAGUGUGAAUGGAGAAGUCAUAAUGGGUCAUUCAUCCCUGAAUUGCUACAUCAGAGUUGACACUGGACACAAACACCGGGAGUGUCACGAAUAUGCAGAGAAGCCAUAUACACAUAAGCAGUGUGGGAAAGGCUUAAGUUAUCGCCACUCCUUUGCAACACGUGAAAGGCCUCACACUGGAAAGAAACCCUAUGAUUGUAAGGAAUGUGGAAAAACCUUCAGUUCUCCUGGAAACCUUCGAAGACAUAUGGUAGUAAAAGGUGGAGAUGGACCUUAUAAAUGUGAAUUGUGUGGGAAAGCCUUUUUUUGGCCCAGUUUAUUACGUAUGCAUGAAAGAGCUCACACUGGAGAGAAACCGUAUGAAUGUAAGCACUGUUCUAAAGCCUUCCCUGUUUACAGUUCCUAUCUAAGACAUGAAAAAAUACACACUGGAGAGAAACCGUAUGAAUGUAAGCAGUGUUCCAAAGCCUUCCCUGAUUAUAGUUCCUAUCUAAGACAUGAAAGAACUCACACUGGAGAGAAACCCUACAAAUGUAAACAAUGUGGGAAAGCCUUCAGUGUUUCCGGUUCCCUUCGAGUACAUGAAAGAAUUCACACUGGAGAGAAACCCUAUACAUGUAAACAGUGUGGGAAAGCGUUUUGUCAUCUUGGAAGCUUUCAAAGACACAUGAUAACGCACAGUGGAGAUGGACCUCAUAAAUGUAAGAUAUGUGGGAAAGGCUUUGAUUUUCCUGGUUCAGCACGAAUUCAUGAAGGAACUCACACUCUAGAGAAACCCUAUGAAUGUAAGCAAUGUGGGAAAUUGUUAUCUCAUCGCUCAAGCUUUCGAAGACACAUGAUGGCACACACUGGAGAUGGCCCUCAUAAAUGCACGGUAUGUGGGAAAGCCUUUGAUUCUCCCAGUGUAUUUCAAAGACAUGAAAGGACUCACACUGGAGAGAAACCCUAUGAAUGCAAGCAAUGUGGGAAAGCCUUCCGUACUUCCAGUUCCCUUCGAAAACAUGAAAAAACACACACUGGAGAGCAACCCUAUAAAUGUAAAUGUGGAAAAGCUUUUAGUGAUUUCUUUUCCUUUCAAAGUCAUGAAACAACACACAGUGAAGAGGAGCCUUACGAAUGUAAGGAGUGUGGGAAAGCAUUUAGUUCUUUUAAAUACUUUUGUCGCCAUGAAAGGACUCACAGUGAAGAAAAAUCUUAUGAGUGUCAAACUUGUGGGAAAGCCUUCAGUCGUUUCAGUUACUUAAAAACUCAUGAAAGGACUCACACGGCAGAGAAACCAUAUGAAUGUAAGCAAUGCAGGAAAGCAUUCUUUUGGCCCUCUUUCCUUCUAAGACAUGAAAGGACUCACACUGGAGAAAGACCCUAUGAAUGUAAACACUGUGGUAAAGCCUUCAGUCGUUCCAGUUUCUGUCGAGAACAUGAAAGAACUCACACUGGAGAGAAGCCCUAUGAAUGUAAGGAAUGUGGGAAAGCCUUCAGUUCUCUCAGUUCCUUUAAUAGACAUAAAAGGACGCACUUGAAGGAUAUUCUAUAAGUGUAUGGAAUGUGGGAAAGCAUUAGUUUUGUCACAUUCAGAUACUUGAAAGAAAUAAAUCCUGUGAAUGUAAACGUGGUAAAGCCUUAAGAAGUUUCCAGGCUGGGCGCAGUGGCUCACGCCUGUAAUACCAGCACUUUGGGAGGCCGAGGAGGGCAGAUCACGAGGCCAGGAGAUCAAGACCAGCCUGGCUAACAUGGGAAACCCUGUCUCUACUAAAAAUA